Molecule: messenger RNA, 2142 nt
Organism: Rodentolepis nana
Lineage: Eukaryota; Metazoa; Platyhelminthes; Cestoda; Cyclophyllidea; Hymenolepididae
Source: the annotation of a GenBank genome assembly
AUGUCUAGCAACUACUUGGAUGAGUAGUAAUAGCGCCACCAUGGCGCCGUUGAGCAUUACUUGGGAUGCGUUGAAGGAGGAUUUGGGACUCGGAAACAACUACGUUGCCUCGCUGUUGUGAUUGUUGAUGUUGGGCGGGUGAGGCAUAGAGACCAUCACGUGUCCGGUGGACUAGGGUCGUUGUUGGGGGCGUCGAUCCAGAUGAGCCUGAACCACCAAUGGGAGACGAGGACGCACCAGUGGCAGAGAACGUCCGGACAAAACGCUGCGCGGGUAAUGGCGCACCGGGUCGGAACAAGAUGUUUGCAGAUCGUGGAAUAGCAGCCCCAGUGACAGUUCCAGAAGUCGAUCCGGAAGCCUGACCAGUGCCAGAGAUGGUGACAAUCGUGGGGUGUUGUUGCUGCGAAUGGUGUAUACCCCGGGCAGCAGCAGCAGCAGCGGCAGAGGAUACAGUCUGUGGGUGGCCGACAACUACAGCUGUAGUGGAGGCAGCAGGAGCUGCUGGUGUCGCCAUGACAGUGACAGUUGAAGAUGUUGAAGCGACGUUGCCAGCUCCUGUUAGGGAGGCAGAGGCAGCGGCCACCACGUUCGCAGCAUUGGCAGCCUCUGUGCGUUGACGCGUCUCGCGUUCUUCCUUAUUCUUGAUCACCAUUGCUGGAGUGAUGAGAUUGUCUGGACUUAUGUUACACUCUUGUAAAGCAGCGAUAUGCGAAGGAUUCUUCUGAAUCAAAGGCGCUGGCAUAGUCAACUGUUGUUGUUGCUGUGGGCCACCAGCACUACCACUGGCAACCGCAGCAGCUGCAUUUCUCAUGAGCAUAGUGGCUGUAGUGGCCACUGGACCCACACCUCCUGAUCUCUGACCACUACCACUGCCAAUCUGCCCGACAGCUGACUGCAAGUGAUGGUGGGUAGUAGACGAUGCCGAUGCGGGAUGGAAUUGCAGGGGAUGCUUGUUAUUACCCGGAGCACCAGUUGGGUGGCUCGAAUGUUUGAGCGAGCACUCUCGAAUGCAGCGUCGCAUCAUAUUGACUGACUGGCUGUCCAGAUUGCUGACAUUUGUGGCCGAUGACACAGGAGUCGACGAUUGAACUGUGAUAUUCAUAGAGUUUAGCUGUGACUGGAGAUACAAGAAGUGUUGAUAUCCACGAAGUUUGUUGACAGUACCAGAUGUGGAACCAGCAUCCGGCGAAUCUCCCGCCCCACCAGGAACACCAAGAGAGGAACCACCAUGGAGCGCAAUACCGGACGAAGAUGAGACGAGAGGCGUGGAGGACAAACCGCUCUUCAUCUUAUUCUUUACCUUUCUACCAACGCCGUGUUGUGCCUGGUGGUGGUGUUGAGGUUGACCCGUUUUGUCAAUAUCUCCAAGUGGAUGAGGUAGAAGGUCGUUGGGAGACGAGUUGACAACAACAGAGUUAAUGCGACAGUAGGCUAUGAGACACUGACGUGCAUUUCUGUAGGCGCGCAUAGCAAUAAAGGAAUUGAGACAGAGCUCUGCCAGUCGGAAAUUAGGCACUCGUAGACCGGACGAAGAGGUGGUAGACGUACUGGAACCCGAAGAAUGAUGAUGGUGGGAAUUGGUAGUAGAGGUGGGCGCCUCCAAUAACUUAUUGGUGUACAUGAGUAAAGCAGCUUCUUCGAGAGGCGUCCAUUCUGGCGAUUUGGCAUCAUUAAAUGAGGUGCUGGCAUGACCGGCCGAUCCAAACUUGAAGGACACGAUACCAGAAGCCGUAUGAAUGGCCUGUCUUUGAGUUGAUGGUAUAGCAUUCACCGAUGCCACCAUCGACGACUUUCCUAUCAUUGGCAGUGCAUAUUUCGCAUGGAGAUGAGGAUUAUUCAAUGCAGCGUAAACACCUGCGGCUCCACCUCCAGGCAAACUUGCACCUCCAGCGGCACCCGUAACCCCACUAAGUCGAGAGAAAUUUGACACUCCUGCUGUGGUUCUACGGAACCGUGCUGUGGGGGUGAAGUAGGAGCUACUACUGGAAGCAGAAGACCCGAAACUGCCACUGCCACUACUCUGUGAGGCAGCAGCGGCUGAGCUGCCAGUGAUGGCACGAACGUCACGAGUGAAGAAGGUGCGUGGAAGACAGGCCUUUUGAUUUCUAGAGAUGGUAGUGAAGGAGGUAGUGGUGGAAGUAG